AUGGAUCCCAACGCUAAAAUGAAAUUAGCGGCCAUUAAAAUACAAUCAGUAUUUCGUGGGUUCAUGUACAGAAAUAACAUCAAAAUUGGAGUGAAGAAAAACAAAGCUGCAACAGUAAUUCAAAAAUGUUUUAGAAAAUUUCGAGCAAGAAUGAUUAUGGAACGAAUGAAACAAACCAUAUCAAUGGGAAGAAUUCAAAAGGCAGUCUCAGUCGUCAAGAAAAAGCAUGAAAUUCAAAAAGAGAUUAAUCAUCUAAAAAAAUUCGAUCAUAUUCUUACAUAUUAUCCAUCAAAAUCACUCAAUAAUCCAGAAGGUAUGCCUAAAAUACCAAAAACUUUGACAAUGUCAAAUCGUCCUAAAUCUGCUGCACAAAAAACACGUAAAUCACUAUCUAGUAACAUUACUUCCAGUGCAAAGACAUCAAGGAAAGAAGUAUCUGACUCAAAUCCAAAAACAAGAUCUUCAUUAGUUUCAAUUAAACCAAAGAAGUCGAGAAAGAUGAAAACAAUCAUAGAUUUACCGCCACCAUGGCAUGACAAAGAUCCAAAGCGUGUUUCUCAAUCACAACAAGAUGAAUUAAUGUUUCAACAAAAAGCAAACUUUGCGUGGGCAAAACAAGAGCUUAUUCCAAUAUUAAUGAAACGAUCUGAUGCUAGAAUGAAAUUAUGUGAUGAUCUAUUUGCAAAAAAUGAAAAAUUCAAAAACAGAAAAGUUGGAAAAUUAUUUAUUCAUCUUAUUCCACGUGCACAACAUAAUUUACCAAUUAUGUCUCCACAAUCAAUAGAAAGAAUCGGAAAUACAGGUGUUUUUGCAAUUUCUUCCCUUAAAAAAGCACAAUAUUUUAAAAUUUCAGGAACAAUUGAAGAUACGAAUCCAUUUUCAUACUCAAUCUCAAAAAUACCAUUGUUUAAUAUUGUUAUUAAUCCUUCUAAUGGAAAUAUUUUUGCAAUUGAUUGUCAUUGGAAUCUUUGUUUAUUUGAAGGAAAUAAAGUAGUUUUUCAACGAAAAUUAGAUGUUGGAGUUAAAAUACCAAUGCUUGAAAACUUCUUUUACUUUGAUAAAUUCGGAUUAUUAUGGAUUAAUUUAUUUCCUCAACACGGUGACUUAAUUUGUGUAGAUCCUUUAACUAUGGAGACACAUUAUAGAGUAUCAUUUGCUUCUGCCUCGAAAAAAUACAAUUUUAUCACUGUUUGCAAAGAAAUCAUUCCUCUAACGUUAAAUAAUACAACUAUUGGAUUUGCAGGCUCAUUUAGAGAUCGAGGAUUAGUAAUAUUCUCUUUUGACUUCGUACAGUCUAGAAAUUUCCAUAAUUCAAAACUUUCAAAAGAUAUGAAUUUGAAACAGAUAGGAAAUAGACUUUACACAUGGUCAAGCAAAAGAUUUAUUGUAGCUUAUGAGCUUAACCCUCAGAUUCCAUUGAUAGAACCUUGUAAUUUUGUAGAUAAUCAAGAUAAGAUUUUAGCUCUUGAAGGAAUUGUUGAUCCAGAUAUCUUGGUAGUAACUUCUACAGCUAGUAUCAAAAUCUACUUAACAAAGAAGAAUGAAUUUCAACUAAAUUAUCCAUCAAAUAAAAUGUCUUCUCAAGAAUUGAGAUUUGCGAACAAAAUGCUUGGAAAUCCACAGUUUACUCAGAGUAGAAGAGAAUUUUCUCUAUUAACAAUUAUACCAACUACUCUUUUUUUCAAAAAUAUUAGCAUUACAAAAUUUUCUCAAAAAUUAGCUUUCCUUUGCAUGAUAUCAGUAACAGGAACUGUUUUAUCAUAUGUUGUCUCAUUGGAAUCCUUCCAAACUCCUGCAAUUGAAUUUGAUGGCUUUGAUUACACAGAUAAACAAGAAUUUGCUAAGUUGGCUGUUCAAGAAUUCAGUAGGAUAUUCCCAGAAAUGCAGCAAAUCAAUGUAGAUUACAUUUCUAGAAAAUCAAAAGCUGAAUAUUUUGACAGUAAGAUCAUUGCUGGUAUGCUUUCGUUAAUGUUUAGUGAAUCAAAGAAGAAAUUCUCUCUAAUUGAUGCAAUACAAGGUGUUGAUUUAAGAUCUUCCAAUAAAUAUCUCACUCCUAUACCUCCAAAAUGCUUAUCUGUCUAUGAAAUAUUUCAUUUCUUCAUGAGAGCAGAUAUUGUUCCUGCUCCUCUUAUGACAUUUUCUUCUUUUUUGAUAAGAUUUUGUCCGGAUAAAUUGAAACCAGAAGGAGUGGCUCCAUGGUACAUUGAAAGACCACUUCCAGUAGUAACAACCGGUGCUUACAAUGCUAUUUCCGAUCAAUUCUUUACAAUUAAAGAAGUUAGUCAAACAAUUGAAAAAUUAAAUCCAGUUUCAACAUUGAAACAGCUUGCCUCUAAAUAUGUUAUAUCAGAUAUAACACAGUUAACCACCAAAAAGCUUUCUGCAAGCCAAUCUUGUUUAGUUGGUGAUCAAAUUAAACAAUUGAAUAAGAGAAUUGCGAAACUUUCUAAGCUAGAAGACAUUGUCAAACAUGAAAUUCUCAAGAGAUUGCUUUCAAACAUCUACGAUCGCCUGGUAAAACAAAUGAAUCUAAAUACAAGUGCAGAAACCGAAAGUUUGAUGCUAAACAAGAUUCGCCCACAAACAUCUAUGGAGAUUCCAAACGAAAUGAAGCAAAAAUACGUUGAUAAUCAAGAUUAUUAUCAAACUCCAAACAGAAAUCCUCUUUUGGAGAUCAAAAGACACAAAUCCAUUUAUGAAACAUGGUCAACAACCAAGUUAUUUGGCAGAGACUCAGAUAGCCACAAUUUUUUGAUGAAAUGGAUUUUGCCAAGAGGAUAUUUUGAUAAUAAUGCUGUUUGGAACCAUUUCAAGUUUGUUUCUAAUCUUUCCAAUGCAUCACAUUUCGUUUCUACCCAUGUUUACGGCCACAAAACAGAUGUUAUUAACAAAACUACUCAUUUAGUGGUAACUCAGAACACGAGAAGUCUUCCUUUGAGUCAUUUCCUUACUGUUCAUUCAUUCCUUGGCUCAACACAAAACAGAAUUUCAACUGCAAGAAUUAUAAUUUCAAAAAUCUUGCAAGCAUUGAAGAGAUUACAUGCCAGAAAUGUUGUUUGUAGGACAGUUGUUCCAUCAAACAUUUUCAUUGAUUCUGCAAACAAUACAACUCAAAUUGGCUCAAUUUUUGACUGCCAACACCUUCUUCCGAACAAAAGUUCCACUGUUUUACCACUUCCAAGUGAUUUUGCUCAGCCAUCGAAUCCAUUUCUUCCUCCAGAAUAUUAUCAUAAACCUCAAUACGAACAUACAACGAAAUUUGAUGUUUGGCAGAUCGGUGUUCUUCUUUUAUAUAUCUUAACAGGCAAUUUACCGCCAUCUUAUGGUACAGAAUUGCUUUCGAGGUUAAAUCAAAAUGAUAUUCCGAAAAGAGUUCGUUUUACACACGAUUUCAACCUCGAAGAACCACCUUUAUAUCCAGACAUUGGUUUCUUUUACGAUUGGAUGAAAGGAGCCACAGUUGUUCCUCCAACAGAGAGAAUGUACGGCGAAUGCGGCGAAAUUUUCUUUGUUUCGGAGCUAAACAAUCCUGCGACAUGUUUAGACAUCGAGUACUACAAGUUUGCACCAUUAAAUUGCAAAGAAGACCAAGAAGAACUCCAUAAAUUGAUAGAAGUCAUUGGUUUGUGUUUGCAAUUGGAUCCAAACAAAAGACCUACAGUACAAGAACUCAUUAAGUUCAAUGUAUUCGCGUCAAAAGGUGCAAGUCCUGAUUUACUCGAAGAAUACACUGCUUAUCCUGAUCCGAGAAUUUUUGUUUCUCAAUUUUUCAAUCCUGUUUUGGACAAUUUGACAACGAAAAACUUUUCUUUUGCCAUUGGAAUAUUGACUGCAUUGAUCUUCAACGACGACAUGAGUGAAGACGACAUUGCUUAUUCUUUUCCUUUAGGCAAGAAAGCAAAUCUUUCUGUCAUUUCUGUCCUCUUCAAAAAUCAUUUUCUUGACAUAAUUGUCAAAUUUGUGAUUGAAAAUUUGUCAAAAGAAAUGUCAAAAGAAAAUGUUGCAUACGGAUCAUCAUAUAACAAUGACAUUUUCAAUGACAUCUACAAGUUCUUUGACAAGUUCUUGAAGACAGUUGAACAUGGUCAAGGACCUUUGAUGAUGUAUGUAAAUGACAUUGUUCAAAGUUUGUAUGAAUUAUAUUGUUGUAAUUCAUUGAUGAAAUAUGAAACAUCUUUUCAGUUAUUGGAGUCUAAUGACUAUUACAAGGAUUCUUGUUGUUUGUAUAUUUUCAUGCACAACAAAUUAUAUAAUUUGAUUUUGUUUGCUGCUCAAGGUUCUUCUUAUAUUGCUAAUUGCAUCAAGAAGACAAAUGAACACAAUGAUGCUUAUUACGAACAAUUUAUUACAUUUUCUAACAAUGUUUAUUCAUUGGCUUAUUCCGUUGUUUUCGGAAAUGAAAAGCAGAAAUCAAACACUAUUAAAAACAUUGUUGGUUUCUGGAAUAACGGACAAAGUUUGCCAAUUGUUAGAUUGUUUAUUGAUUUCAAAGUUCCUCAGAAAAUUUUUCAAUGUGUCACUUUUGAUUCUUCACGAAAUGAUGCAACUUCUUUCUUAAUUGCAGCAUCGAAGACAACUUUGACACAUGAGGGCUCUUUUCCUCAUUAUUACAUACAAUUAAUACUGAGGAAUAUCAUCAUGAAAUCUGCUUGCAUCAUAUUUUUGAGAGAUCCAAAUGCAACUGACGGAAUUCGUCAGCCUCUGUUGGAAUGUAUCAAAAUGUUUUCUAAUUUCAAUAGUUUACAUGACACGAUGUCACUUUUUAUGACUGAUAUUAUAUCUUUUGUUUCUGAGAAUUCAUCGAAUGUUUUGUUUAGAUCGACCAUUGAGACAAUUAUUUCGAAGUGUUCUCCGAAAUUGAUGGAAGCAGUUUACCAAUCUCAGUAUUUGCAGAAGAUUUUCAAUGUUUUCUCUAUAGAAUAUGUUCCAAAAGUUGAUCUGAGAGUGUUCGCCGAAGAAUUGGAUAUCAAUGAUAAUCUGGAACUCACGAAACGUUUGUGCGCUUUGUUUUAUUUGAAACAAUCAACUUUACCAAGUGAAUUUUCAAAUACAAAGUUGCCUUUGUUGGAAACAACAAGAUACAUGAUUUAUUUGCUGCAAAAUAUUCCAAUUGAAGCAGAAAUGAUCCUGAAAAGGCAAACUGCAAAUCAAGAAAACGAUCAGAAAGGAAAGAAUUCGAGAAAAGAAAUUUCAUUUUCUCAAUUUUCUGCAAAAUCAAUUUUGUUGUUCAGAUUUUUGUUCAUUUUAUUCAAAAACAUGAUGAAAGCAACUCAAAACAAACCUCCUAAUGAUAUUCUUCAGUUUGUUUCCAACAAAUUACAAGAGGAAAUACCAAGAAGCAUUGAAAGUGAACAUCCAUCUCUUUAUGCUCAUCAUUGUUUGAGACAAAUUUCUUUGUAUUCAAUUUUGAGAAUUUCUGACAAUAAAAUGGUCAAUUCAUUAGUUGGACAAUACUUCAAUAUCAUUGUUAAAGAUAUACAAGCAUUGUCUAAUCUUACUGAGCCGAACAUGAUAACUCAUGUCACUGGUUCUUAUUCAUUACUAAAAUCACAAAGAAUCGAAAUGUUGAAAAAUUUAUUAAUUUUCAACAACAAUGCAAGUGAAAUGAUCCAAUACAUUGCAUGCAAGAUGCUUAAUAACGCAACAAUAUUCGAGGUACCAAUGUGGACUAAAUUAAGAGAUCAGUUGAUGUAUCCAAUAAGAAUUGAAGCUGAAGCAAUGUUUAGAAUUGUAAUUCAUCAAAAAAGUGACAUUUCUCAAAGUUUUGCUUAUAUUAUUGAAAAUUCGAACUUUUUGGAGAAUGAAAGGAAGUUAUCUGAUAUGCCAAAUAACGAACCUUUAGUCAGUUCAUCAUUAAGAAUAUUUAACACAAUUUUUUCAAGAUCCGAGUUAUUUACGCAACAUUUCUUGAAACAAUGUUCUGCAAUGAAGGAUUCGUUUACUUCAAGGUUCAAUCCUACAUGGAUCGAUGUAUCUUUCCUUGAUUUACUUCCACCGAAGAAACAGAGUAAUAAUGGAAGAUCUCAUAAGAAUUCUGGAUUCAAAGCUGAUUCUUGGAAGAGACCAAUAACAACAUUGGAUGGAAAACCGAGUGCACUUGUUUUUGCUCCUGGUUCAAAGCCAGUUACUAUAAUUCAAAAAUAA
Messenger RNA from Trichomonas vaginalis G3, 6144 nucleotides. Its product is annotated as serine/threonine-protein kinase PIM family. The record is from RefSeq and is a predicted model, not a curated record. Gene Ontology annotation, cellular component: cytoplasm. Gene Ontology annotation, biological process: protein autophosphorylation. The transcript has a single exon. Gene Ontology annotation, molecular function: protein binding; ATP binding; protein serine/threonine kinase activity. Lineage: Eukaryota; Parabasalia; Trichomonadida; Trichomonadidae. The coding region runs from base 1 to 6144 and encodes 2047 amino acids.